AUGGAAGAAGCAAACAUCCCUUUCUUUCAUGUUGAUAUUGCAUCUGAAGUUUUGUCACAAUUGUCUGCGAAGGAUCUUUCUUCAAGCAAGUGUGUCUCUAAAGGAUGGAAUUCGUUUAUUAGUAGUCCUUCAUUCUUGCUUAUACUUUCUAAACAGGUAGAACGAGAAGGACCUUCCGGGCUUUUCUUUCAAAUGUUCAAGGAUAAUGUAGAUUGUGUUUCUAGACCAAUCACAUACAUUCCUAUUCACAAGAACAAAUCAUUCAUCCAAAAUAACAUAUUGAAUUUUCUUCCAGAGGAAGUUGUUAUCAUGUCUUCGUGUAAUGGGCUUCUCUGUUGCCGGAGUUGCAUCCAUCCUAUUGGUGAUAUUUAUAGAAGAGUGCGAAAUAGGGAGGCAAGGGAACUGGUGAUAUACAUUUGCAAUCCAAUGACUAAAGAAUGGAUUGCAUUGAAGCCAGAAGGGUGUGUUGUUGGUGAUAGCAUUGGAUUAGCUUUCUAUCCAUUUGGUUAUUCAUUAAACACUCGCCCUAUUUUCAAGUUGGUAAGCAUUCAACAAUCAAAAGUGGAUCCACAUUUGUAUUCAUUUGCAGUGUACUCCUCACAGAAAGGUAGUUGGACAACUUCAAAAGAGGUUUGCCAUUGCAGAUAUCAAAUUUACAAAAACAAUAAAGUUUUCGUUGGCAAGAUGUUCAAUUGGCUAACUCAGAACCACCAUAUUUUGAGUUUUGAUGUUGAAAGAGAGCUUUCUAAGGUGAUUAAGUUACCUGGUGAAGCUUCAAGUUCACUCACUCUUGGAUGUUCAGAAGGAUAUCUCCAUUAUGUGUGUGUGCAUGGUGAAGAUUUUAGUGUGUGGAUGUUGAAAGAUUAUGCCUCAUCUAAGUGGGAGCUCAAGUACCAGGUGACAUUGGUUGAUAUAUGUCAAGAAAGUUAUACAGAUUUGACUCACUGUAAUGUAAAAAGGCGCUUGCUUUUGGCUUUCCAUGAAGAUUUGUUGUUUAUGCCAAUGGAUAGGUGUUUGUUCUCAUACAAUUUUAGAAGUUGGAAACUGCAGCAGCUUUGCUAUAUAUCUAUGCUACAAGAUUUAAUUUUGUCGAAUCCAACUGUGAUCCCAUAUUCCAUUAGCUUGACAGCUGCAGGGGUUUUCAAGGAAGAUCAAAGUGAUGAGAACAAGUCAAGUGAAGAUCCGAGGGAUGUUUCAUCCUUGAAAAUUUCAAAAAGAAAAAGGACAUGUUAG
Messenger RNA from Quercus robur (English oak), 1233 nucleotides. RefSeq names its product F-box protein At5g49610-like. Gene Ontology annotation, molecular function: protein binding. The coding region runs from base 1 to 1233 and encodes 410 amino acids. The record is from RefSeq and is a predicted model, not a curated record. The transcript has a single exon. NCBI's taxonomy places the organism in Eukaryota, Viridiplantae, Streptophyta, Magnoliopsida, Fagales, Fagaceae.